AUGGUAUUAAUUUCUUAUUUUGGCAAGCCAGUAUCUGUGUUGAUAAGGACCUCUUGCGAAUCUUGUGGGCCUUCCCCAACUUCAGUAAGAAUAACACGCGAGACACCGGCGCCCCAUGAUGCCUCCACCUCGAACGAUGGUGCAAUAAAGGAAGUUGAAUCCGCCUUGCUCCAGCCGUCGACCGAGCCAAACACUGCAUGCAACAACCCCAAAACUUUUGCCUCGUUCUUCUCCUCGUACCUGGCAAUAGCAGAGAUCAGUGCAGCAAAGCCAGCAGCUGAGGAUGCAAGACCAGCGGCUGUUGGGAAAUUAUUUUCGCUCACAAUGUGCAACUUCAUCUCGCUCAAUUUUGGAAGUGACGAGUCUGCAGUUUCGAGCUCCUUUCUAUAUUGUCUGAGAUCCUUCAAACACUGUUGUGUUCUUGGGGUAUCCAACGAGUGGGACUCGCCAUUAAGCCAAAGUGAGUCUUUCUCGAACGACUCAGAACACGAAGCAGUGGUCAGGGUUCUCAAGUCCUUCUGGGACAAUGUGACACUGAUGGAGGAGUUUGUUGGUAGAUUGAGAUCCUUAUCUCUCUUUCCCCAUAAACACGUCCCAAAUUCUCACUGUUCUGUCUCCGGAACCAGAAACCAGCUUGGAUCCGUCAGGGAAAAAGUCCAAAGAGUAGAUGUCUUGCUCGUGUCCCUUCAAGUAUUUCACAAUGGUUCUGGUAGCAAGAUCCCAGAUUCUGAUGAUCUUAUCCUCAGCACCAGUGGCAAGGAACUUGCCGUCUGGCGAGAAGCACACAGAUCUAAUAUACAAAUCCCCAGUGUCGGUGUCGUAAGAUCCGUUCGAGCUGGCAGAAGACUCGUCGCUCAAUCUGGCAACCAGGUCUCCAGUUUCAACACUGAAAACCUGGGUAAGCUUGUUGCAGCCGGUGGCCAAGAACUUACCGUCUGCCGAGAACCGAACACAGCAAACCACCGAAGUGUGAUCGAACGAGUGGACAAGGGAUGUGUCGAUUUUCUUUGGCACAUUUGGAUUGUAAACAAGGUAGUACUCGCUGAACUGUUUUUUGUAUGGCAACGUGGCAUAUGA
Ogataea philodendri is the source of this 1077-nucleotide messenger RNA. RefSeq lists its product as uncharacterized. Bases 1 to 1077 code for a protein of 358 amino acids. NCBI's taxonomy places the organism in Eukaryota, Fungi, Ascomycota, Pichiomycetes, Pichiales, Pichiaceae. The transcript has 3 exons. The record is from RefSeq and is a predicted model, not a curated record.